GUGUUUUGAAGAGACCGCUUUGAAGAUGUCAGGGGAAGGGCAUCGGGAUUACCGGUGGGAAAGUGAUCGAGAUCGACACCAUGACUAUGGCAGGGGUUACGCGUAUGGAGGCAGUCGAGACCAAGGAGGUGAAGACCGACGUGAUCGACAAGGUGAUUUUCGAUACGACCGAGGAGGCUAUCGAGAUCAGCCACGACGUUUUGUUCCGGUGUGUUAUGAAUGCGGGGAGCCCAUGCACUAUAAGAACCAGUGCCCUAGGCUUGUUGGUGAAAGCAGUGGGCGGCGUGCUCCUCAGCGAGGACGGUCAACCUCGCCUGCUUACCAUGAGAAAGGGAGUGAGCGACGUUCAACAUCGGAGGAUCCGGCGGUCAGAAAACAGCUCGAAGAUUUGGCGAGCUCUUUAGCGAGUAUGAAGAGCUAUAUUGAAGAGGAACAAACCAGAAAGGAGGAGAAGGAGAGGGAGAGGAAAAAGAAGGAGAAACGCAAGCAGGAGGAGAAGGAUAGGAUGUUGAGGGAAGAGGAGGAGAAGCUAGCCAAAGAGAGGCGUCUGAAGAAGAAAGAAGAGAAAAAACGGAUGGAAGCGGAAGAUCGAGAAGCGAUGAGGAAGGAUCUGCGAAUGAAAAUUUGCAAGCAUAUGGGUGGUGUUUGCGAGGAGUUGCACCAACGCCUGUUGGCUUCUCAUGUGGUUAAUAAGAAGGGGAAGGGUAAGUUGCCGGAGUACACGUCUUCAGGCGAGGCCAGUUACGAGUCUGAAGGGGGUGAGGUGGAAGCGUUGAGUGAGCAGACAGAACGGUCGAGGCUUAGUGAGAAGCGUAAGCGUAGUACAGAAUGCGUGAUUGGUGACAGCCCACCGAUGGAAACUCCAGCCAAAAGGACACCGAAACAAGGAAGCCUUAACCCAAAAAGGUUGUUGUUGCGCUGCAAACGUCAACAGAUGAAGCGAUCACCAGCAAAGAAGACACCAAAGACUCGUAAGAACAUUCUGAGAGGCAAGAAGAUUCCAGCAGCUGCAAGCGAUAUGGGGAAACUAAUGUUUGUAACCGAUAAUCUGCUGGAGGUUCAGAAACUGGUUAACGACAAGAUCGAGGAGCUGGAUAUCCCGGCCUGCUUGAAGGAUGCUGCACGUGGUAUGAUCCGGAUCGUGUGGGUAAGAAACCCAUCGGUCGCCGAGAUGAUACAUAAUCAGCGGCUUUUUGCUAAAGCCGAUGUAUCCACCUGUGUAUGUACAGGCCUUCCCUACCUACGGGUAGGUGACCACGUGCAGUUCCGGAUGCAAGAUUUGGGAGGUAUUAAUCCUAUGAUCUGCCAUGCAAUGAACAUUCCUAAGCUCGGCAUUCCGAACAGGGAGAAGUUGUUGGGACAAGAGAUCGCAGCUGGUCUUGCUAAUUGGAGUAAUUGGACAGGACCUGACAUAGCCUGUCGAGGGUCAGAGUUAUCAAGGUGCAUGAGUGGGAGCACGGGCAAAGGGGAGAAAUUUCUAGACCCCAAUGAAGUGGACAACGUGAAGUCGCUGCUGAAGGGUCUGGUGUUGACCCCGGUCGAUCGCAAUCCGGGGGAGACUUUGGUCAUGUGUCCGGCGAUAUACUUUGAAGCAAUGAUGGGGAUGAUGGCGGAUGAGGGUUAUGGUGAGCCGAGCCGCAAUUGCUAUAAUUGCGGGUUGUAUGGUCACUUCGCGCGUUGGUGUCCUUACCCGCCUGGUACGCAGGAUCGCCUAGGGGCGACGGUCAGGUGGCUUCGGGCACGGGAGCUAAUUCAGUUCCGCUACGGAAUGACGGUUUCGUACAAGGACGACCCAUCUUUCCACCACCUCAGCCUCCGUAUGUGCAUGGACAGCAGGCGGCAAGCAAUCAAGCUGCGGGACAGCCCGCGGCUCAAAUCGAUGCGCUUCCACCUCCGUUGCUCCAACCUCCGACGGCAGCACAAUGCCAUUAUCCCGUAUCAGCCUCCGCCGCAAGUUCCGUUUCAACAGCCACGUGACGCUGGGAAUAUGAACGGCUCACGAGGAUGGAACAACAGGCCACGCGAGGUUGUAAGGGAAGGCGAAGGGCUCAUGAUUCUCAGAGAGAUUUGGAAUGAAAGACGGGAGGAGAGGGAAAGGAGACGGGAGGAAGAAGAUCGUAGGGCGAGAGAGGAGCAGGCAAGGCUGCCACGAGAGGAAGAAGAACGACGGUUGGAACAAGAAGAGAAACGAGAGGCAGAUCUCGAGGCUAGACUCACGCGGUUACUUCGCGAACAGAUGAAGGAGAUGGAGGCGAAAAAGCUAGGUGAUUCUGCCGAUGUUAGUAAGAAAAAGUGGGAUAAGAUCGAUCAAAACCAACAGGGUAAAGGCAGCAAAGGGGGCGAGGGCGGCGAGAGUAAGAAAAGGGAUCAAGGCUCCAUGGCAGGGGGCGUAGAUAGCACGCAACAACCAGGCAACGACAGACCAAGAACGGAGAUUGCGACUUAUCCAUUGGACACCGGGCUCAUCCGAAUGGACAUAGACACGGUCAGAAAGACACAAGAAGCUCAAGCGGUAAUGUUCCAGCAGAUGCUCUCCUGAGGUGGGUUCUUUGCCAGACUGGCAGGGAUGUUUAUGUCCAUCGCAGGCAACGGAACUAGGAGACGUUCGAACGGCAUUAGUAUCAACGAAGGCGGCGCGGCUAAUCAAGACUUGGGAUUUGAUCGCAUCAAUAGAGGAAAGAAAGCUGCGGUUGCUGGACCUGGGAAGGAGGGAAGGAAGAAGUACAUCGAUGAUCUGACUAACGUACUGUUCGCCAAGACCAAGCAUGAAUUGGAGGAUCUCUGCAAGAAAAAAAGGAUCAAGUAUGUGAACAAGAAGAUCACGUCUGCCGCACUGGCUCGCCUCCGAGCCAUCGACGCGUAUGGUGAGGAAUCCGAUGAGGAAGAAUCCGAGGAGGAGAUCCAAGAGGAGAAUCCCCCCUGAUAAUCUAUCAAUGCCCCCUCUGCAUGGCUGCUUUUAGAAAAAGUGAGGAAUGAAAGGAAGAAGAAUGG
Messenger RNA from Chara braunii, 2991 nucleotides. NCBI's taxonomy places the organism in Eukaryota, Viridiplantae, Streptophyta, Charophyceae, Charales, Characeae. The record is from the annotation of a GenBank genome assembly.